Messenger RNA from Brassicogethes aeneus, 833 nucleotides. The record is from the annotation of a GenBank genome assembly. NCBI's taxonomy places the organism in Eukaryota, Metazoa, Arthropoda, Insecta, Coleoptera, Nitidulidae.
UGAGCACCAAUGUCAAGUUUUUAUCAAAACAUCACUAAAUUUUAGUACUCGACAAAAUACAUUCUAAUUUUAUUAAAAAGUAAAUAAGAAAAAUGAGCCGUUUAAACCAAAUGAAAUUUCGGAAAGUUACUCACGUUAUUUUUGACAUGGAUGGAGUUCUUUUAGAUACAGAAGAUUUGUAUUCAAAAGCCUUUCAAAACAUUCUUUCCCAGUAUGGUAAAAAUUUCGACUGGCCCCUAAAAUUGGAAAUAAUGGGUCGGAUAGGUCGCGACAUAGCCAAAUAUAUAAUUGACAAGUUAAACCUUCCCAUUACAGAGGAUGAAUGGUUGGAAAUGUCUCAAAAAGAAUUAGAAAAAAUAAUGCCACAAUGCGAAGUUACACCAGGUGCUAAAAAAUUGGUAACCCACCUACACGAGAACAACAUACCCAUAGCUGUUGCAACAUCAUCAGGAGCAGACAGCUUUAAAAUAAAGUCAGAACGCCAUAAAGAAUUCUUUAAAAUCUUCAGCCACAUUAUUUGUGGAGGAACUGACCCUAAUGUAAAAAAUGGAAAACCUGCACCUGACAUAUUUUUACAUUGUGCCUCUCUAUUUCCAAAUGCACCAAACCCAAAUAGUUGUUUGGUUUUUGAAGAUUCACCAAAUGGUGUUACAGCUGCAGUCAAAGCUGGUAUGCAUUGUGUUAUGAUUCCUGACGAAAAUGUGCCAGAAGAUUUAAGAAAAGAUGCUGAUGUUAUUGUUAAAUCACUUGAUGAAACUGACUUAAGUUUAUUUGGGCUACCACCAUUUAAAUAAAUUUAUAUUUAUAAGUUAUAAAGAAAUGAGCAAUAUAAG